AUGAGACUUUGGAGAAUUUUACUUUAUUUAUUUUCAUUUUUAUUAUACAUCAAUCAAGUCCAAGCAGAAUGUGUUGGAAAUUUAACCCGAAGAGACGAACCGAGAACCAACACGCUCGGAUGCUUUAUAAAAGACAACUUAUCCAAUGACACAUUAGAUGGUCUUACGAAAAUAAAUUUCUCAGAUCCAUACACUGACAGAGACAGAAUUCUAAUGGACCCAGGGUUAUGUAUAAUGUUUUGUGCCAACUACCUUUUCAAUUACAGUGCUCUAACGAGAGGAAGCGAAUGUCGAUGUGGAAAUCAAGAUGGUCUUAAAGCGUAUAUUCAAACCAGUAAUUCGUCUUGCAAUAUCCCUUGUGUCGGUAACAAUUCUUACUUUUGUGGUGGGCAGGAAGCAUACACAAUUUAUACCGCUGCAUUAACUAAAAACAAAAUUCCUCCAGGUGGAUUACCUCCUAUUAAUAAAAAACUAGAUAUAUUAAACAGUCCCAAAAAUGACAUCAGUUACAAAGGGUGUUUUAAAGACAGCCCAUAUUGCAACGUCAGACGUUUGGAUGGUAUACAAUUUGAGGAACAGAGUAUGACUGUAGAUAUGUGUACAAAAUAUUGCAGUCAGAAAAAUUACAAAUAUGCAGGUCUAGAGGAAGCGACUCAAUGUUUUUGCGGCAAUUCUUAUGAUAGCUUCACGGCCCUCGGUUCGGAAGACUGUGGUUCUAGUUGUGGUGGAAAUAGCUCCCAAAUUUGCGGAGGACCUUUGACUCUGAGUAUUUAUGAAGUAUUCACUAAUCCUGCGCCUUCUAAUCCAUCUCCUAACCUUUCAACCGAAGCUAUCACUAUCAUAGGCAUCAAAUAUUUUCUCGAUUUACCAAUUGAUAAUAACACCGAAGAAGUUGUUCAAGACUUAAUUGAAAAACUGAUACCUGGAAAUAAUAUAACAGUCAAUGAAUAUAUAACUGUGGAUUUAACAUUGAAAACCAGUGAAAUGUUGGAUGAUGAUGAUAUAAUUGCCUUGGUCUGUGGUGAUGAAAAUGUUGAAGAUAAUAAUAAAUUCCAAGUUGAGUCAAAAAUAACAACUAAAGAUACCAUUGACUCGGUUGACAAGUUAAUAAGUUUUUUAACAAAUAUUGAAGAGCAAUUUAAUGUUAAAUCACUAUUGAAAGGGCAAUUGAAGUCAAAAGAGGUGACAGAAUUUCCUCAUGUAGAAAUAACAACUGGUGAAAUUGAUUCUGAUGAUUUGAAUGAAGAAGAUGAGAGGAACAAAGAGAAGUCAAAUUGGGUAGUAUACUUGGCUCAGACUGAAAAAUUUUCUGAUAAUGCUAAAGCCAACAAAACUUCAGAUCAAAUUGAGGAAUUUUCUGAUGAUGUUAAAGCCAGAGAAAUUUUAGAUCAAACUAAGAGAUUUUCCAAUAAUACUAAAGCCAGAGAAGCUUCAAAUCAAGUAGUUCAUAUGGUAUCAAUUGAAGAUGGCAAGGAUGGAAAUGAUCAAACCAGCUGGU
Messenger RNA from Acaulospora morrowiae, 1498 nucleotides. Lineage: Eukaryota; Fungi; Glomeromycota; Glomeromycetes; Diversisporales; Acaulosporaceae. The record is from the annotation of a GenBank genome assembly.